Messenger RNA from Bufo bufo (common toad), 1499 nucleotides. RefSeq names its product mitochondrial ribosomal protein S10 (gene MRPS10). The coding region runs from base 57 to 671 and encodes 204 amino acids. Gene Ontology annotation, cellular component: mitochondrion; mitochondrial small ribosomal subunit. Lineage: Eukaryota; Metazoa; Chordata; Amphibia; Anura; Bufonidae. The transcript is spliced from 7 exons. The record is from RefSeq and is a predicted model, not a curated record.
UCAAAACGUCAUGAAGAUGCGCCGGAAGUGACGGCAUCGCUGCCUGUCAGAAAAACAUGAGCGCCUGUAGAGGAUUUGCCCUUCUCUCCCGCACUGUGCGGGCAGCGGCGCGUUGUCAGGUGCUCAAAACAAGGCAGCUUCCCUCGUGUGCCUGUACUGCUACCCAGGGUUACAGACAUGUAAGAACUAGCAGCCAUGCUGCAUCUACUGCGAUGCCAGGGACUCCUCCAAAUGACAUACAGUCCAGAGUGCAGAAGCUGAUAAGUACUACUAAUGAGCCAGACGUCCUGUACAAGAAGAUAGAAGUGUUAGCAAAGGGCCAUGACAAAUCUGUGCUGGAUAGUUACGAAUACUUCACAGUCCUGGCAGCUAAGGAGCUUGGCCUGUCUCUGGAAGUGAAUGAGCCAAAGAGGAAGAUUGAACGUUUCACCCUCUUAAAAUCAAUACACAUCUUUAAGAAGCACAGGGUGCAGUAUGAGAUGAGGACACAUUACAGAUGCUUUGAGUUAAAACACCUGACCGGAAGCACUGCUAACGUUUACUUAGAAUACAUCCAGCGCAAUCUCCCUGAAGGUGUGGCCUUAGAGAUCACAAAGACCAAACUUGAGAAGUUACCAGAACAUCUAAAACAGCCAAUAUGGGACAAACUGGAGAGCGUGGAGCAGACUUGAAUCGUCUUUGCCCUUCUGAGCCUAUAGUAAACCUGUUGUAAUAAAAUAUGUUGUGUAUCACAUGGCUUUCUGCGUCCUCUUUGCCUACAGCGCUAAUCUCUACAGUAGACCACCUGCCACUCAAGGCCUGUAACUGUUGCUUAAUUUGGGCCAAUCCUAGCUUCAUGUCAUCUUAUUACUAACUGCAUUUUACAAUAGACUCACAUGGUAAACCUAAAAAAGUCGUAUCCCCUCCAGCGCAGAAGAAUAAGGACAUACAUGGUCCCACAGGGACAUCUGCAAAUCUCAAAUACCUUUCCAUACAUCACUUGGUGUCGCUUACAUUGCACAUAUACGUCUUAAUCAUAUGAAAUGGUCAGUACCAUGGAUAGAUACCUCUGCAUAGCAGGAACAAGGCUGCACAUAAACUUGCAGUGAGGCUUCUCAUGUUCCGGGGAAGCAGCGCCAAUGAGUCUGUGAAAACAGUAUAAUCUGCUGUCACUAAUGCUCUGAAUACAUUAGUUGCGAAAAGGGGAAGAGAUUUAACUGGAUGAGAAUUGAACACUUAGAUCAAGGUGCUUCCAACUAAAAUGGACUUUUAUAAUCUCUCUGUUCCCCUUUUCAUAAAUGAUGCACAGGUCAAGUACUGUAAUUAUCACAUCAGGUACUGCUUCGCUUACCAGUCUUAUUUGUUUCAGGGUUGUCAUGGCAGCUGUGGUCCUAACAAUGACGUCUGCUGGAUCUAAUAGGCAGCCUGAUCUACACUACAGUACCGAAAUUGCAAUGUAUUUCAGGGAUCAUGGUGUCAUAACUUCAAGUCCCUAAUGGGAUUGGGGGGGGGGGAAGGAA